Molecule: messenger RNA, 1338 nt
Organism: Galeopterus variegatus (Sunda flying lemur)
Lineage: Eukaryota; Metazoa; Chordata; Mammalia; Dermoptera; Cynocephalidae
Gene: CDC42EP2
Product: CDC42 effector protein (Rho GTPase binding) 2
Exons: 1
Coding region: 261-905 (214 amino acids)
Source: RefSeq, a predicted model, not a curated record
UCACAAAAGAGUUUUCAACCCUUUGGGGAGACAGUGAUUUUUGUAAUCGUAAUCCCCUGACUUAUUGAUCUUUAAUUUUUCUUUUUCCAAUUCCGUGGACCAACUUCGGUCAACACGCCCCACGCUCUAGUCUUUGGCCUUUGGCAAGGUUUUGGGAUCUGAAAACCACGCUCUGGAGGGACUGUUUCUGGCUGAGGGUGUUGAGAGCAGGCAGCGUGAGGCCGUGGCCUUGGCAGCCAGGCCUGGGUGGUGAGGUCACAAUGUCCACCAAGGUGCCCAUCUAUCUGAAGCGCAGCAGCCGCAAGGGCAAAAAGGAGAAGCUGCGGGACCUGCUGUCCUCGGACAUGAUCAGCCCGCCGCUGGGGGACUUCCGCCACACCAUUCAUAUUGGAAGCGGUGGUGGCAGCGACAUGUUUGGCGACAUCUCCUUCCUGCAAGGAAAGUUCCACCUGCUGCCGGGGACGGCCGUGGAGGAGCCUGAGGAAGACGGCACCUUUGACCUCCCCUUCCAGUUCACCCGCACCGCCACGGUGUGCGGGCGGGAGCUCCCCGAUGGGACGUCCCCUCUGCUCAAAAACGCCAUCUCCCUCCCAGUCAUUGGUGGGCUCCAGGCCCUCACCCUCCCCACAGCCCAGGCCCCACCCAAGCCCCCUCGCCUGCACCUGGAGACUCCUCAACCUUCCCCACAGCCUUCCCCCCAGGAGGCAGGCAGUGUGGACAUCUGGAGGAUUCCAGAGGCUGGCUCACCCCACAAUGGAAUGACUCCGGAAUCAGGGGCCGAGGAGCCCUUCUUGUCCCAUGCCAGCUCCCUGCUGUCCCUGCACGUGGACCUGGGGCCUUCCAUCCUGGAUGACGUUCUUCAGAUCAUGGAUCAAGACGUGGACCGUGUGCGGCUCCCCACAUAGGACCUGUGGCUGGCGGGGCUGGGCGCCCAGGCUGGGGUGAUGCCAGAAGGCAGGGUGUGGGCACGGCCCUGCCCUAGGAGUCAGGAUCCCAGGGUCCCACCUGUGUGGUCUUACGCCAGUGAUUCUCAUUCUGAGCCUUUGUUUCCCUCCCGUCCUCUCCCUAUGGGCAGAGUGUGCCUUAUUGCUUCCCUUAACAACCCACCAAGGACACAUGCCCUGAGCAUCUUGGGCCACCUAGACCCCACCACCAACUGUUCCUCCUUCCCUCAGGACCCGUAGAUGAAGGCUUUACUGAAACGGACUCCCCUUCUCACCUCCCUCCUGCCCCAGAUGCCCUGAUAAGGGGGUAGGGGAAGGAGAAGGGCACCCAGCCAUAGGGCUUGAGUACUGGGAAGGCUGUUCCAGACCUUGGCUUUGUAUCCUGUACUGGAGU